Messenger RNA from Haplochromis burtoni (Burton's mouthbrooder), 3918 nucleotides. It is a transcript of the gene rnf215, whose product is annotated as ring finger protein 215. Gene Ontology annotation, molecular function: ubiquitin protein ligase activity. The record is from RefSeq and is a predicted model, not a curated record. Gene Ontology annotation, biological process: ubiquitin-dependent protein catabolic process. The transcript is spliced from 10 exons. The coding region runs from base 171 to 1268 and encodes 365 amino acids. Lineage: Eukaryota; Metazoa; Chordata; Actinopteri; Cichliformes; Cichlidae.
UUCCGGGUUCGACCGGAAGCUGUUUUUCUUGUUUACAUUCUCCGGGGCUCUGCGAGCUAACUGGCGAAGGGAAGCGCUACGGCUUUUCCAAAACAAUGUCUGACAGUUGAUUAAAAUCGUGGAUUUAUUGCAGUUUUCUGCUCUAUUUCCUCUGUGUUGUUUUGGGGGUCAUGGCUUCCCCUCGCUGGUGCUGCCUCGGGGUGUCGUUACCGCUCCUGCUACUGCUGCUGCUGCGGUGGCCGGGGCUGCUGGCGGUGGCGGAGCAGGUUGCUCUGGUAGAGGUUUUCUUGGAACAGCGGCCAGAUGCGAGCGACCUGCUCCAGGGGGAGGUGGUUGAGUCCAGCCUGGGCGGUGGGAGCUCCGAGCAGCGGGACGAGGAGCGAGAAGAGUUGGAGGCAGACCUGGUCCUGGUUAGAGAUGAGGUGACACCAGUGGACGAAGGAGAAGACGAGGCUGACAUCAAGAAGCAGGAGCCGUGGAUCGGGGUUGUGCCCGUGGAGAUAGACGAAAGCAAAGCCUCGACUGGGAACCAGGAGUCCUUCGCUGAUGCUGUGGUAAAUAAAAUGAAGCGAGCGUUGGUCCUCGGGGCGUCGGCGCUGAUUAUUCUGGCUCUCAACCAAAACACCGUCAGUGAGAUGGAUUUAUCCCAGGUGCUGUCCAAGCCCAUCAUUGUGAUCCAGACAUCAGAAAAUGUGACCAAGCUGAUCGGAGCACUGCUCAGGGGCCUUCAGGCGACGGCAAAAAUCACAUACAAGACGAUCCUGCAGGACAACCUGGGAGCCACGCUCACGCUGUGGUCCAGCUGCGGGCGGUCGAGAGGAGGUCGCUACGGGGAGUGGCAGGGGGUCAUCUGCACCGGCGAGACCAACUCUCAGGUCCAGAAGUACCUGCAGCAGCUGUGGGACACCGUCCUCCUGGUGGCUCUGAUCCUCAGCACAGGAGUCAUCGUUCAGGCUCGCUGGCAGUACCAAGGCCGCCAGCUGAACGACGACUUAGAGCUCCUUCCCAAACAGGACGUUCUGAAGAGGAUGUCAUCCCUGAAGACCAAACGAUACCGUCAGCCCAAACCCUGGUGUGACCCGUCGCAGCUGGCAGAGGCGGAAACCUGCGCCGUCUGUUUGGAGCCUUUUAACAACAACCAGUGUCUGCGGGUGCUGCCGUGUCUUCACGAGUAUCACAGAGACUGUGUCGACCCCUGGCUGCUGCUGCAGCACACCUGUCCUCUGUGCAAGCGCAGCAUCCUCAGCAGCAUCUGCAAAGACAGCUAACAGUCGUUUCAUCUCGGGGAGUCGGUUCACAUCCCGACCUCAGUGACACUUAUUUUUUGUUUUUGGUUAAAGCGACCUCAACACUUCCUCCUUCCAGCUGUGGAUUUGGGAGCAUAAACUUGUCGUCGCUGCUGACCGGCCAUCAGAUUUUAACCUCUACAACAUACAGUGGUAGUUUAAAGCAGUACUACGAAGUUCCCCACUGGUCGUGUUAUCUGUGAACAGAACUUCUUCUUGAGAUCUCGUUACUGUACAACUCGGUGUGUAAACGGCAGCAAAUGCAACUGUUUCUGGGAUCAGUGUGUGUAAAAACUGACAACCUCAGUAUCUGAGUCAGCUGCUGGUGCAAAGGCGUUCAAUGCUUUUAUGUUUUUAGUGUGGAUGUACUGAUCACCUGGUUCACUUUAGGUCAAAAUGAUGUCAGUAACCAACAACCAGGGAGGACUGAAAGUUUAAAAAGUGGUCGUCUUUGGUACUUUGCAGUUCAGUGGUAGUUGUAGAGCUUCUGUAGUCGUAGUGCAGGAGUCAGUGUGUACCAGCUGGUAUCAUGUAGGGAAAAAAACACAUCCUUAAACUCCUCCUUUACCAUUUUAUUUAUUUUUCCUGCGAUUAAUCAUGCUUAGCAUACAUCAGCAGCCAGUUUAGUUUCAGCUGCACAAUCAGUGAUGCUGAACAGGUAGGAUUGUGUUUGCAGCAUAGAAGGAUAUUGUCCCUUUUUAUGAAGCUCUGUGUAACGAGUGCUGUCACAGCCGCUACAGUUUUACUUUACAAAUCAUAGAUUUGUAAAGCUCUUAUUUUCCAUUUAAAUGAAUUAUCUUUGGGAAAUUUGAAUUCUGCAGUUUGAUGAGAAGAAUUCCACUCGUGUUUCUAAGAUUUAAAGAAAAGAAAAAAAAAUGAAGCCAGACUGAAAUGACAGCAAGUCUGGCUCCAUCCUAAAGAAUCAGAAUACCAGAACCUCGUCAGCUUCAUGGCCCAUCCUCUUUCCUUACCAAUGAGCUGCAGGGCUGCUAAUUUGGAUGUAGCCUGUGGACGGGCCUUAAAUCUCUCUCUCCUCUGUGGCUCCAGAAAAAGUUCUGGUUGCAUAAAAAUCUACUUAAAAUUACCUUCAGCUCUUUCUUUGUUAGCUUUCAUAAACCCUGUUGUCACUUUCAAGUCUUAUUGAAUAAAACGUCAGGUAGUGGGCAAACAGCAGUUUAUGCAACAGGACUUUACAGUCUGUGCUCCACCCAGAAUCUGCAACGGGUGGGGAAGUCGCUCACAUGUUGACACACCAGGUUAACUGAGGCAUCAGGACAAAGUCUGUUAACAGCUGUAGUCCAAAAGCUGGUGUUGGAGUCUGUCCACAGGACUCAGAGGAAAACGAAUGAAACGGAGGACCGACAUCACUUCCUGUCCAAUCCUGAAAUCACAGAAACCAAUCAGGGCCCGAGGCUUUGGGACAGGUCAGGGUUAACUGGUUAGAAUUGACUGAACAUUGCAUGUAACGCCUUCAAGGGUGGGGUUGUCCGUCCAUCUCUUUUUCAGAACAGUUUAUCCAAUUUAAGGUUGGAGGGAAAGUCCAGAUGAAGCGAGCUCUUCCUGUCAAAAGGGAGUUCUUCCUUUCCACUGUUGCCAAGUUCCUCUCGUAAGAGGGUCAUCUGUUUCUUGUCUGUCUUUUUAGUUUUCUCUCCCAGAGGUUUACCUAACAAUAAUGUAUAUAUACUUAGAUAUGGAAAUUAAACUGAACUAAAUCCACUGCACAACCAUUUUUACAUUUUCGAUUACAAGCCAAGACUAUUGAGUUGACGUGCAGAGGUGCUGACAGGCAGAUUUAAUCAUGUUUGGACAUAGUUGAGUUUGGGGUUUUUUGUCCCCGUGUUUGAUGUAAAUGGCAGUAGGUUCGUACAAUUUACUAACACAGUAACAACAUUCUCACCUGAUUUUAAGUAAAAAUGUCAAACAGCUCUUUGGAAGACGACAUAUCCAAACUGUGAUUAAAGUAAAUCUCUGCAGUGCAGACUGUGGACUCUGAAGUGCUGAAGCACAGAAAAGAAGCUGUGUACUUACCAAAGCUGAAGAUAAUUAUCACCGUUUUUACUCUGGAGUGUGUUCCUACUGCAAAACGGGAAUUUAAAUCUAAUUAUUUCCAAACUUUGCCAAUAACCACAAACUCAAAGUAUGUUAAACAUAUAGUUUUAUUGUAUUUAUUUUGUGAUGUUUUUUUUGCAAUGCCAACUCCAAAAAGCAUAACUUUGUGCUGAAAUUGUUACAAAAAGCUCAUCGCUGAAUAGAAAAUAGCGUGUGCAUGGCAGUGUGUAGGAGGUUCUCCACGAGGACCAUCCUUGCAGAAAGUGCUUCCAAACACAAACGACAGCAUCGUUAUGAGUUGGAGUUUCCUCAUUUAUGGUGAAGUCUGGACAGCAGUGGCGUGAGCGGAGUAGAUGAUGAUACACGCGUGCAGCAGCUUUCGCACAUGCUCGAACAGGACGAGUCGGCCGCUGAAUUCCAGGCUUGAUCUCCAGGUCAGUAAUUGUUCUUCCAGCUACAGAAGGAACUCCCGAACGUCUCCUCCUUUUAUUCCUAUGUAGUCUGUUUGUCGAUGAUGAUGAUGUCAAAGAAACUUUGUUAGAUCACUCUGGAUCGUAAUAAUAAAAUGAUUUGUUACAUGUUA